Messenger RNA from Didymodactylos carnosus, 1014 nucleotides. NCBI's taxonomy places the organism in Eukaryota, Metazoa, Rotifera, Eurotatoria, Philodinida, Philodinidae. The record is from the annotation of a GenBank genome assembly.
AUGCGCUGCGUAAUAGCUAACAAAGUUAUUAAUAACGUGCACAAACCACCAUUAUUUCAUAAAGUUAUUAUAGAAUCACUUCCAAUUGGGGUUCCAUUGAGAAGUAUAGAAAGUGCAACAGUAGCUAAUAAUGCGUUUGCUUCUUUAACUGGAUGUCUGUCAUCAAAUGAUACUACUUUAUGUUUACAAAGCCUACCUUCUGAUGUAAUAUUACAAGCACAAAGUUUGGCUGAGGGUGCUGAUUUAUUAUUAGAAGCGGAUAAACUGACAGCCGGUCAGCCAUGGGAACCCACGUUAAACUUAAUCGCAUUUCCACUGAUUUAUAAUCACGCAAAUUUUUUUGCGCAAAAUAGUAGUAGAAUCAAAAUACCAAUUUUAUUGGGUACAGUUUAUGAUGAAGGCACAUUGUUUAUUUAUGAGACGCAAACGUCAACAAUUAAUUAUACUGAUUUACAAGGAUAUAUUGGCGGUUUAUGGAACAAAGAAAAUAUAAUUCCAAUCAAUCAAGCAUAUAAUAUUAAUUUUACAUUAGGCGCUGAUUAUCAUGAUGUAUUAAGCCAAAUCCUAGGUGAUAACGUAUUUACUUGUGCAGCACGCUACGUUCUUCAGUCAUUAAGUUUAUAUAAUUCAAAUUUAUAUUUGUAUGUGUAUAAUUAUUUACCGAACAUCAAUACAACAGUAGCAGCAUAUGGUAAUUCAAGUGCUGUACCAGAAUGUUAUACAAAAGUUUGUCAUGAAUCAGAACUGCCUCUAGUAUUUAAUUCUGAUUUUGUUUUACCGUAUAAAUUAACUUUGGAAGAACAACAUCUAAGUCAAUUAAUUGGAAAAGCUUUUACAAAUUUUGCUAAAACUGGUAAUCCAAAUUGUCCAUUAUCGGUGGGAGAUGAAAAAUGGCCCCGAUUCAAGAAUACUACAGGACAAAAUAUUCUUUUAACAUUGCCAAAAUCAUUUAUAGAAUCAAAUCAUCGAGGUGCGAUAUGUGAUUUUUGUAAUACAUUAGGGUAUGAUUUUUAA